Colletotrichum destructivum is the source of this 1899-nucleotide messenger RNA. Its product is annotated as Putative serine/threonine-protein kinase, active. The transcript has 3 exons. Gene Ontology annotation, biological process: peptidyl-serine phosphorylation; peptidyl-threonine phosphorylation. Gene Ontology annotation, molecular function: protein serine/threonine kinase activity; ATP binding. The record is from RefSeq and is a predicted model, not a curated record. The coding region runs from base 161 to 1864 and encodes 567 amino acids. Lineage: Eukaryota; Fungi; Ascomycota; Sordariomycetes; Glomerellales; Glomerellaceae.
GUCGUAUUUCUCCAGUAAGCCGAGCCCCUUUGAAUUACCACACAUUCUCUUCUGUCUCCGCAUACUAUCACCACUGAGGGGCGAGUCGCAUCGUCAACCCCUCUCACAUCGCCACCCCCCAGAUUCGCCUUGAUCAGUUGAAACUCCGUCACUGAGAUCAAUGAGUCUCGCAAUGCCUCUCAGUGGGAUGACAGACGCCGUGAAACAACAUGCAGGCAGAAUACGGGGUCGGAUUUGCGAGAAUGUUGACGAACAGGACUUCGUUCCGAACGACGCAAUCAGCGAACUUGCUUCUCCAGAGUAUGUCCGACAUAUCCUUAAAGCCAACCCACAGUAUUUGCCGCAAGGCGUCUCGGUCAAAGACUUGGUGGACUAUGUUGUCGACCAGAACAGGCCAGCCAAGAAGGUUUUCCUGAUUUUGGUUUAUUGUGAUCUCUUGAGGUACCUCGGUUGUUUGCGUGUAGUCGGCUUCUGCGAUCGCCAUCUGCCGAUUGAAACCUCGUGGGACGGACAACGAGAAUGGUACAAUGUACGCACUGGGCAUGGGCAGCACAAAACCUGGCCAUCUUUCAACACGUGGUUGGCGGGUCAGGUCGAGUCUUUCAAAAGCAAACAAUGGGUUUUCAUGGCACCGGUAUUUGCUACCGACACCUUCGACUACAUCAUCCCGAGGAAGUGCCCGCUUCCGAUCCAAAAAAGGACUGAUCACUCGAAACGGGGCUACUCUGGCUCAGUCUUUGAAGUGAGGAUCCAUGAAGCCCAUCUACAGAUCAAACUCAAGGGCACAUGCAAGCGAAUUGCUUCGAAAGAGAUGCAUAUCAACAUGCAGGAGUACUAUAUGAAAGAAGCCGAAUCUCUCCGUAUAAUUCGAGAUUUGGACCACAAUCAUUUGAUCCAACCAUUGGCCGCCUACACCAAGGGUGAGCUCCAAGGAUUCUUGUUUCCGUGGGCUGAAGGUGGAAACUUGAAAGAGUUCUGGGGAAGCGAAAGGAGGCUGGCUGCAGCAGACCCAAGACUUAUGAGAUGGGUUCUGUAUCAGCUUUGCGGGCUUUGUGAAGCCACCAGAGAACUUCAUAAGAAGAACUGCCGCCAUACAGACCUGAAGCCUGAGAACAUCCUGUUGUUCCGUGAAGGUGGACAGCCAGGAACCUUGCGAAUCGCCGAUGUCGGCCUUGCCAGAAUACACGACGAUGAAACCCGGCAACGCCAGGCGAUUACCAAGGCAAAGACUGGCAGCGUGCGAUAUGAGCCCCCUGAGUUGGGGCGAGUAAAGCAACUCUCUCGCGUCUUCGACGUCUGGUGUCUUGGUUGUGUCUUCCUCGAGUUUCUGAUCUGGACGGUCUAUGGCUGGAGCAAGCUGAACGAUUUUUCCAGGGAGACGACGCGAUUCUGGGAGCAUUCAGCCGAUGGCCAACUCCAGCAAGACCAACAGGUGAAGAGACUAAUCACAGACAUGUUCAGCGAUCUAAACAGUGGCAAUACCGGGUCCCAAAGUGCGUUGAAAGAUUGUUUGGCAUUGGUGACUGGGAGGAUGCUAGUGCCAGACCCGAACGAGCGGGCAGAAGUCGCAUCUGUCCAUUCCGAACUGGAAAGGAUCUGUGAUUUGGGAAAUAGGGAGGAACGCUACCUUCUGAACAGAAGCCUAACCAUCCCGGAAUCAACAAACGUCAAUAGCCCUGGCACUGUCAGUCUGAACACAGGAAAGCUUGAGAUUCCUGUGACGUCGGUGCAUGCACAAGAAGUGAGUGGCACAAUAUCCAAUUAUUCUAGUGCAGGGGCUAAUCAGAAAUCGUUUAGUAUGUUGGUCAUCAUAUCUUAUCGUGGAAAUGCUUCAGAGGCUGAUGUGAUCAUCAGAAUGUUGUGACCCUCCAGCCCAGUUCCAUGCGUGCAAUCCACUUU